This is a messenger RNA of Castor canadensis (American beaver), 1545 nucleotides long. NCBI's taxonomy places the organism in Eukaryota, Metazoa, Chordata, Mammalia, Rodentia, Castoridae. The record is from RefSeq and is a predicted model, not a curated record.
AUGGGAGUCUUGGCUGAUGGUUUUCAUUUUGCAUAUAUCAACCACUGCCUUCUGGGUGCAAGACUUCUGAUGAGAAAUCAGAGGAGAACCUUUUGGGAAAAUGACAGUGAAGCCCUCUUUCUCCCAGGCUCACGGACUGAUGUCGCUGUGAAAGUGCUGAAGAAAGGAACAUUUAAUGCUUCCAUCAAAAGUGAGGUGUCCAUUUUGAAGACGCUGCAGCAUCCCAACAUUGCUCGUCUCAUCGAGGUGAAGGAAACAGUCGAGAGGGUUUAUCUCAUCCUUGAAUACGCAAGUCGGGGGACCCUGCUACGGUAUGUUCGAAAGUCCCACCACCUGCAGGAGACCCAGGCCCGUGAAUUUUUCAGACAAAUUUGUUGGGGAUUGGCUUAUUGUCACCAGCAGGGUGUCGCACACCUCGACAUUAAGCCCAAUAACAUUUUAUUGGAUUCCACCUACACAAUCAAAAUCUGUGAUUUCGGAAUGAGCACCAGGUUCACGGUAGGAGAGCAGCUGUGUCAGGCAGGCGGCGCUUGGUCACACCGUGCGCCUGAAAUGUUUCUUUAUUGUAAGUACCAUGGCCCCAAGGCCGAUGCCUGGAGCUUGGGAGUAGUACUGUACUUCAUGACUGUGGGAGGUUCCCCUUUCAGGGCAGAAACUUUCAAGGAGCUUCGCAAGAAUAUCCUGUGUGCAAAGUACCACCUUCCAAGGCGUGUUUCUGCUGAGUUAAAAAACAUCCUAGGUCGUCUGUUGACCCGUGACUCCAGCCAGAGGGCCACGGUGGAGGAGAUCCUGGAGCAUGCCUGGGCCCACCAAGAUGCUCCCAGUCCUCCUGUCCAGACCCUGGCUGCAUCCCUGAACCCUGCCAUAUUAUCGGCUAUGGUUGCCAUAGGCUAUGACGCUAGAGAAAUUGUACGAUCACUACAAAAUAGAGAAAUAAAUGACACCACUGCCAUGUACCUUUUGUUUGAACAGCGGGCACGCCAGGAUUCUAAUUGCCCUAUGGAACUUGAUUCUAUACAACCAGUAGUUCCACCUUGCCCGUCUCCUGCAAGUCUUUCCACCCGUCCCGAGACACUAAGGAGGAGAGCCAGCGCACCUGCAAGCCUUAGCUCUUUCUCCUUCUCAAUCCUAACAUGGAAAUUGAAUCUGCCCCAGAAUGACCACAACUCAGGAAAGAAUGGCAGCAAAAGAAUCUUCCUGACCACCAGUCCCCUCUUCACCCCGCAGAGGAGAAGCCCAAACGCCAGCAGAGUCCCCCCACAUGCUUGCGUGGAACUCAAAGGAGGCAAGUCAUCUGAGCAUAAGUGCUCUGCACAAAAUGCCCUUCCAGUUGGGCAGCCCCAGGAGGUGAUCAGAGGUGCUGAACGCAACAGGAGCAGGGGCUGGAGAGGAGCCGCCAGGAGGAUAGUCACCACCCUUCUCAGAAUGUGCUGUUUUCCUUCCUGUUCAAACGAAUGCCACCGAGGAGGGCAAGCGGAUGUUAGCUUGAAUCCUCGACUCCACACUCUGAUUUCUGCAAAUAUCACAGGAAUUUCAAAAUCAUAA